AUGAAACUGCACUACACUAAAAUAUUAUUAAUUUGCCUUCCAUUAAAUAUAUUGGUGUUAUCAUCAUAUGUGCAUAAUAAAAAUAAACCAUCCAUCACAUCACAUCAUACACCAAGAUAUACAUCACGAGUGUUAAGCGAAUGUGACACAGAAUCGUCAAUUUAUGAUAGUGAUGAGGAAAUCAAUUCAGUGAAGGAAAUUUUCGAAAGACAAACCUCACAAAGAUUACGAGAAUAUGACGAAAGGUUGCAAGAAAAACGACAAAAACGUAAAGAACAGCGUGACAAAAAUAUACAAAAAAUUAUUCAAAAAGAUAAAAUGGAGAAAAACUUGGCAGAAAAAAUAGAAAAAGGUUGUCUUAUGUGUGGGUGUGGGCUAGGAAGUGUUGCAGGAAGUGUUGGAUUAUUUGGUGGGAUUGCUAUAAAUAUCUGGAAAAAUGUGGCACUUGAUGUUGGUAUUAAAGAAGCUAUAAAAGCAGCUGCUGCUGAGAUUUCGGCUUCCGCUAAUGCUGCGGGUGCGGCGGAAAUAAUGAAAUUAAUAAAAUCAAAAUUUGUUGUAUCAACUCUAGGUAAUAAGACAUUGAAAUCCUUUAUUAAUCCAAAUACUUAUACACAAGUGACAAGCAUUUAUGAAGCUGUUUCUAAUCAAUAUUUACAGACAUGUGCAAAGGAUUCUUUAGGGAAGGGGUUCCUCCGUUUCGCUGACGGUAACCGUGAUAUUCCUUUUUGCAAUUCGGUGUGGGAACAAACUCAAGCUGUAUCACAAUCAAGAAAAUAUAUUUCACAUAUAGAUGGUAUAAGAACAGCUGUAGAAACUAUGGUGGCAGACGCCGAAGAGCCUGCUAAAGCCGCUGCUGAGGCUGCUAGAGAAAGUGCUAUUAAUGCAAUAAAAGCUCGAGAGACCGGUCUGAUAAAUACUGUAUUUAUGAGUAAGCAAACUGCUAUUAUUGCUUCUGUUGUUGCAAUAUUAAUUAUAGUUUUGGUUAUGAUAAUAAUUUAUUUAGUUUUACGUUAUCGACGAAAAAAAAAAAUGAAUAAAAAAGCCCAAUACACAAAAUUAUUAAAUCAAUAA
Molecule: messenger RNA, 1071 nt
Organism: Plasmodium falciparum 3D7
Lineage: Eukaryota; Apicomplexa; Aconoidasida; Haemosporida; Plasmodiidae
Product: rifin
Exons: 2
Coding region: 1-1071 (356 amino acids)
Source: RefSeq, a predicted model, not a curated record